Messenger RNA from Didymodactylos carnosus, 444 nucleotides. NCBI's taxonomy places the organism in Eukaryota, Metazoa, Rotifera, Eurotatoria, Philodinida, Philodinidae. The record is from the annotation of a GenBank genome assembly.
AUGAUCGCGUCAAUUAUACGCCACCAUUCGGAUUGGGCGUUAAUACCAAUGAUCGCAUGGGGAAUAUGUGAACUGUCGAUUGAUGUUUGGAUUAUACUUAGUUUGAGACGAACAACACUAUGGUUGAUUGAAACAAAAAAUGAUGAAAAAUUAAGAUUAUUUCGAUGCUUUUCAUGGUCGAUUAUAUGCAUCAUUAUUGCCAUGUGUUUGUCCAUGAUAUGGAUGAUGAUAUUACAUCUUCACAUUUCUUGUACCAUAAAGUACAGGUUCUUUUGGAUGGAUGAUGCGUUUGGUGAAAUAUUAAACUCAACAUUAUUAAUUGUGUUGAUGAUCAUAUUUCGUCCGAAGCAAGGCGAACUAAAUUUAAAGUCAACUGUUUAUUUUGUUCAUGAAAUUUUUGACGAUGAUACGGCGGAGUUAGUUGAACCGACUGCAACUGAAUAA